Nicotiana tabacum (common tobacco) is the source of this 1009-nucleotide messenger RNA. The record is from RefSeq and is a predicted model, not a curated record. Lineage: Eukaryota; Viridiplantae; Streptophyta; Magnoliopsida; Solanales; Solanaceae.
AUAUUUACAGCUCUUUCACAAUAUUGCAACACAUCGCCAUAUGGGGAAAUCUUGUUGCUUUCUAUGUCAUCAAUUGGAUUGUCAGUGCCUUCCCAUCCUCUGGCCUGUAUACAAUAAUGUUUCGCUUAUGUAGACAGCCCUCAUAUUGGAUUACUAUAUUUAUCAUUGUCACAGCUGGCAUGGGUCCAGUGCUAGCUUUGAAGUACUUCAGGUAUACCUACAGAUCAAGUAAAAUUAACAUACUUCAGCAAGCCGAACGUAUGGGAGGACCUAUAUUGACCCUGGGUAAUAUAGAGCCUCAGUCGAGAUCCUUGGAUAAAGAUGUUACACCUUUAUCAAUUUCUCAACCCAAGAACCGUACUUCUGUCUAUGAACCACUACUCUCAGAUUCACCUAGUGCUACAAGACGUUCUUUUGGACCAGGGGCUCCAUUUGAUUUCUUUCAGUCCCAGGCCCGGUUGUCUUCAAAUUAUACAAGAAACUGCAAGGACAACUAAUAUUGGCAGUUCUCCUGGCAGGACAUGCGGAAAUUAUACAGAUCACAUGUAGAAAAGAUAUUACAGUGAGGACACUAACUGUCGAUCCGUUUUUUUCAACUUACCAGCAUCUUAUUCUACACAUUUUCUAUGUUGCGCGUGUUACAGUUGCAUCAAACUGCCUAUGUCAUACUCAGGGCUGUAUUUGGCAGCUUAUGGCGUAAAGAUCAGGACCGAUUACUGUUCCCAAGGUAUGAAGAUGCAACACGUUAGCACAAUUUGAUUAUUGUUUGUUGGAGGAAACAGUGAAACAUUUCGCAGAUUCUGACACCCCAUUUUUGAGGUGAUAUUAAUUUACGUACUCAAUUAGAAUGGAAUCAAAGAGAUCUAUUUGUCAUAGGAAUAUUCAUUUCACAUUUUUUUUUUCUCAAGGACGAUGCUAUUGAUUGUAUCUGUAUAAGAGUAAGGACAUCAAUGAGCUGGAAACCUCAAUUUCAGAAAAUGAAGUUCCUGCGUAACAAUUGCAGUCAACA